AUGUCGACCCAAUUAAAUAAUCUAAAUCGCAAUAUUGAUAUUGAAACUUCUGAAUUGGGGAAUUAUUCUAAGAAUCAUUGGUCUUUUAGUUAUUUCAUAGUGGCUGAAGGGUCUUAUCCACAUUAUUCUAUACUUUGUUAUAUAUUACCUCCUAAAGAAUAUCCAAUUCCUGAUAACUAUUCUAUAAAAACCACAUAG
Cetraspora pellucida is the source of this 198-nucleotide messenger RNA. Lineage: Eukaryota; Fungi; Glomeromycota; Glomeromycetes; Diversisporales; Gigasporaceae. The record is from the annotation of a GenBank genome assembly.